Molecule: messenger RNA, 1761 nt
Organism: Peniophora sp. CBMAI 1063
Lineage: Eukaryota; Fungi; Basidiomycota; Agaricomycetes; Russulales; Peniophoraceae
Source: the annotation of a GenBank genome assembly
AUGUCGACGACGCUCGAGGCGACGCUGGGCAGCUCCUCGCUACUAUACGCCUACGCGAUCCCACUCCUGCUCGCGUCUCUCGUUACCGUCUUCGCCGGCACCUUCCUCACGCUCCACCGUUCUCGCAGCUUCGCGCCCAGGCACGACGCGCUCGCUCUUUCGCCCAUCAAGUCCAGAAAGCUCAAGUUCUACCUUGAGGGAGGUAUCGGUGGUACAUUAGUCGGUUACGCGUUCGGUCUCCACUUAUCUACUUUCCUCGCGCUGCUCAUUCCAAACGUGACUUCUCAAUCUGCUCUCUCUUCAAAGGCUUUCAUUGCUGUCUGGCUGCUAUCUUGUAUCCUUACUUCUCUUCUCGCUGCGCGUUUCGAAUACGCAGCCCUCUCCCUCGCCGCGAUCACCGGCGGUACCUCGCUCGCACUCGCCUUCGGCAUCACGAUCCACCCACCUCUUCUGGCGCGACAAGUCUUUCCCGCGCUCUUCAUCACGCUUCUCCUCGUCGCCGUCCUUCUCCCCACUCGCGUACGCGAAGCCGCCCUGCGCACAAGUACCACAGCCACAGGCGCUUUCGGCUUCGCCCUCUCCGUCGCUCUACUCGCCUCUCAGCCCUCGUGGGGCAGCCCUUGGUCCCGCCUCUGGACCUCGACGAACAUCGUGUGGGGCACUCCAUCCGAGCAAGGUCUCAGCGCGGGCUUUUGGCUCAUCCUUAUACUCGGCGCUGCGUCUGACUGGGCACUGAAACGCCGCUUCGGCUCCUGCCCAGACGAAGCCUGGGACUCCUAUCUGGCCGACUACAGCACCGCCCUUCCGAACGCCAACGACCGCGCCGGAACGUUCAUCCCCGAUACACGCUCGGUUUGGGAGAAGCUCGCGCAUCCGUUUGCCACGGGUCCAACGCCGUUUGCGAUGGUCGCGCCAGGACCCGGAACACCACCACCCGCGUACUCCGGCGGACUCGGCACUAGUCCGCUCGAGAAGGAUCCGUUCGAGUUUGCUACGCCGCCUCGGCUGCUUCGAAAGGAGAGCGAACGACCCAUGGCGCGCUUGCGUGCUCUCGCGCAAGCCGAGAGCGGACGCACGAAACGAAGCGCGGUCAAGUUCCGCCCCAUAAACGGCGACGACUUGUCAGACGACGAAGACGACGACCCUCUCUUCCCGCCCAAGCCCGCUCGUACAGCCACGGAUACCGGCUCAGCGGAGAGCAAGACGCUCGCAUGCUCAGAUAACGGGUUGGACGCGCUCAGCGAGGAACCCGAACUCCACUACGACGCCGAGCGCGCGAAGCUGUUCGGUGUGAGAAAGAGGGCCGCGGGAGACGCUGAGAGCGAUGCGCCGGAUUACAGCGAUGUCGAGGAGGACGUGGCGUCUAUGCUCAAGAAGCCCGCACCACCACGCGGCGGCGAGGGAUGGAGACCGCCAUUCAUCGCCCGUGCGGCUUCGUCGUCUACUGCGUCAAUAUCAGACAGCGCGACGCUCACGACACCGCCUCUCACUCGCGUACCGCGAUCUCCUGCCGCACCGCCUCCAGCGUCACAACAGGCUAACGCGAACGGGCUUCUACCUCCACCCGGCGCGGUACCGCUCACGCCGAGCUUGAUAAACGCGAUCGACCGCAUCGCCGUCGCGCAACAUGAAGCCUUCGGUGCGGGUGCCACUGGCGCUCCGAGCGCGCCAACCGGUAUGCCUGCGAACAGCGAGCGAAGGGGCGAACAUUGGGAGUCUUUCUGGAAGGAUGUUACGGAGAAGGCGGGACGCAGGCGAUGA